AUGGAGACACCGUUAGGGAGACACAGUUCUGAAGACAGCGUCAAGGAGACACCGUUAGGGAGACACAAUUAUGGAGACAUCGUUACUGAGACAUGGGAGACACCGUCAGGGAGACCGUUAUACCGUCAGGGAGACCGUUAUACCGUCAAGGAGACACCGUUAGGGAGACACCGUCAGGGAGACCGUUAUACCGUCAGGGAGACACCGUCAGGGAAACACCGUCAGGGAGACCGUUAUACCGUCAGGGAGACACCGUCAGGGAGACCGUUAUACCGUCAGCGAGACACCGUCAGGGAGACCGUUAUACCGUCAGGGAGACACCGUCAGGGAGACACCGUUAGGGAGACCGUUAUACCGUCAGGGAGACACCGUCAGGGAAACACCGGAGACACCGUUAGGGAGACACCGUCAGGGAGACCGUUAUACCGUCAGGGAGACACCGUCAGGGAGACCGUUAUACCGUCAGGGAGACCGUUAUACCGUCAGGGAGACACCGUUAGGGAGACACCGUUAGGGAGACAUCGUCAGGGAGACACCGUUAGGGAGACACCGUCAGGGAGACACCGUCAGGGAGACCGUUAUACCGUUAAGGAGACAGCGUUAGGGAAACCGUUAUACCGUCAGGGAGACACCGUUAGGGAGACACCGUUAGGGAGACAUUGUCUGGGAGACACCGUUAGGGAGACACCGUCAGGGGGACACCGUCAGGGUGACCGUUAUAUCGUUAAGGAGACAGUGUUAGGGAAACCGUUAUACUGUCAGGGAGACACCGUUAGGGAGACCGUUAUACCGUCAGGGAGACACCGUCAGGGAGACCGUUAUACCGUCAGGGAGACCGUUACACCGUCAGGGAGACACCGUUAG
Messenger RNA from Mya arenaria, 864 nucleotides. RefSeq lists its product as uncharacterized. The record is from RefSeq and is a predicted model, not a curated record. Lineage: Eukaryota; Metazoa; Mollusca; Bivalvia; Myida; Myidae. The transcript has 3 exons. The coding region runs from base 1 to 864 and encodes 287 amino acids.